ACAAAGUAAGGUGCAAACGUAAUAUAUCGUAUGUGCAUUAAUAGUGGAGGUUCUGUCAGUAUUCUCCAAUUAUCCAUAUUUAUUGGAUGAUAACUCGGCGCCGGCGUCGAGAAAAAAGGCGGGCGAAGUUCGCGCGCGCAUAUACAUCAAUUGAGCUCUUAAUUCAUCGUAGCAGAAAAACAAAAUCGACAAAAGGCGGGAACUUGAAGGAGCGCAAUCAUCUGUGGACUUAUCGGUAUUAAAAAUACUAUCACGACACCUAUCCUCGAUUUGUCAUGACUGCGUUGCGGUAUUGUUUCUUAAUGAACAUUAACGUUUUUAUGCUGAAUAUUUUAAACUUAUUCAGUUGGUCGCUUGACUUCGAAUGAAUUGUGUGAACGAGGUAAGGGCUGUCACUUUUGUAUCCCGACAAUACUAGUUGAAUUUUAUAUUGUUUUUACAAUUUAUUGAGCAGAUAGGCAUCGUUAUUUAAAAGCCAUGGAAUUUUUAUGACGUUCGUAUAAACUUAGUUUCAUUGUUCUAUGGAACAUAACCUAAUCGAUCGAUAUUCGUGACUGGAAGAGGUCAUCCCGCCAAAAGAUUUCUUCGUUUCUCUACGGUUAUUGUCGUUAGAAAAGUGUGAUACAUGGAGGUUUGAUAUUACAAAGUUUAACAAUUUGUACGCAUAACUUCUUACCGAAGAACUUGGUGACCAUUCCACGUAAAUACGAUUGACAUUUAAAGACAUUAUAAAUAAAUAAGCGAAUGUUGCUUCAAGUAAACAUUGAAGUAGUUGCAUUUUACGAAUAAGAAAGAACCUCUCCUGCAUAUUGCGUGUUAAAUUGCUAUUGUACCGAUAUUGUGCAUUAUCGAAAAGAAGUAGAUAAUUACGCCAAGUCAGUGAUGCCGCGUAGAUUGAACUUAAGUAUCGGCAAGUUGAAGCUGUCAAAAAUUGCAGAGAUGGAUACCGAGAUAUCGCUGCAAACCCUCGACUCCUUGCCAAUGACGCCUGUGACCAGCAUCGCCCUGGAGCUUAGCCGCUCUAGCUUAUCCGAAGAUACGCCACCAAUAAGAAUGAACCGCAUUAUGGAAAACGCAGACGACAAGCGUCGCUGGAACGACGAGAACAACUUAAAUGGGCUGUUCAAAAAUGCAUUCAAGAUCAACGGAACACCGGAGGCCUCGGUGAGGACGUUCGGCUCGUCGUCGUCGGCGCGGGUAAGACGGCUCAUCGGCAUGGCGUCGGGACGCAUGUCCAGCCCGGACCUCGGCUCCCCGUGCGCCAAUAGUCAGAACUUGGAGUGCGCCGCCAUCUUCAGUCCCAAUGUUCAAAACUCGACGCCGCACAAGUCAGGCGGGCCAAAGUCGGCCAAACCGCGCUUCCCGCUCGAGGAGUUCGACCCCAACAGCCAGGACAGCGGCUACGGCGGUUGCGCCAACUACUCGGACGAGAAAUCUGGCAGCCAGUGCAACGCCUUCCAAUUCGCCGAGCCCCUCGGCGUCGCCCCCCGGCGGCUUUCUCUCGAGUCCCGCAGUCCCAUGAAGUCACCCCUUCGCUCCUCCCCCCAGCGCAAUCGGUCCGCACGGCCGGCCCUAUUCCGUAGCCUCUCCUCCGGCUACGAGAGCACCGACGAUGGCUUCAACGACCUCAUCGACAUGGAGAGUCUCGACAACGAGCUCACCCGGCUGCCCAACGGGCUCUCGAGCCUCAUAUCCGGGGACAUUGUCGUCGGUGGCCCGGAGAAGCCCACCGUGGGCAUGGAGGUUGCCGCGACGACGCCCAAAGCCCCGACUGCCGCGAAUAGACCGAACCCGAACCUCCGGCGCUCCCUCUCCCUCUCCCUCUCGCUCAAGUCGGAGCGGCUCCAGGGGCAGGAGGCGCGCGCUGACGGCAGCAGCGGGAGCACCCCGAGCCUCUCCAAGGUGCGCUCCUGCCUCUUCCGCUCGCCCAACGCCAGCUCCUCCGCCGCGAAGCUCUGCUUCGACGAGAAUCCACGACGGAGCCACGAGGUCUUCGACGAGAGCCUCGUCGCGACCGGGAGAAAAUUUAAGCGGCCAGAGCCGCCGGUCGAGCACUCGCCAACCCUCGUCAAGCGCUCGAGGAAGUGCGCGAGCUUUCAGGACGUGAGCCUGGCAUUGAGCCCCGAACCUGCCCUCCUCCAGCGCAGCCACUCCGAGACGGAGGCGCACGCGCACAUCAAGUCAGCGAUCCACCGAAGUACGACCGACUCGGAUCUCACGGGCGACUUUAGUAAGCCCUGCGUCCUGCCGCUCGCCGACGGCCAACACGAGGACCUCAAAUCCAUCAGCCCCGAGACCCUCUCGAGGCUCAUACGGGGCGAAUUCGACGACCGGAUAAGCGAGUUUAAGAUCGUCGACUGCAGGUAUCCGUACGAAUACGAGGCCGGUCACAUCGACGGGGCCCUCAAUCUCUUCAGCAAGGAAAUGAUCGAGAAGUUCCUCCUGGACCCGCUCAAGCACAAGUCCGUUUCGAUCGAGCCCGAGAGCCAGAAGCGCAGCAUUCUCGUCUUCCACUGCGAGUUCUCGUGGGAGAGGGGUCCAAACCUCUCGAGGUUCCUCCGUAACAUUGACCGACAAAUGAACAAGGAACGCUACCCGGCCUUGCACUAUCCCGAGAUUUAUCUUCUUCAUGGCGGUUAUCAAAAGUUCUACAAGGAUCAGCGCUGUCUGUGCAUGCCCCAGGGCUACAGGCCGAUGCGACACCCGGACCACGAGGCGGACCUCCGUCAAUUCCGAAGUAAGAGCAAAAGCUGGCAGGGCGAGAAGAGCGGCAGAGCGAACGUCGUCACGGCAAGGGCGAAUCUCAAGAGACUCGGCUUUUAAUGUUCCACCUCCAGACAGGCCGCUG
Messenger RNA from Ceratosolen solmsi marchali, 2848 nucleotides. Its product is annotated as M-phase inducer phosphatase. Gene Ontology annotation, cellular component: nucleus; cytoplasm. The record is from RefSeq and is a predicted model, not a curated record. NCBI's taxonomy places the organism in Eukaryota, Metazoa, Arthropoda, Insecta, Hymenoptera, Agaonidae. Gene Ontology annotation, biological process: protein dephosphorylation; positive regulation of G2/MI transition of meiotic cell cycle; positive regulation of G2/M transition of mitotic cell cycle. The transcript has 5 exons. The coding region runs from base 883 to 2823 and encodes 646 amino acids. Gene Ontology annotation, molecular function: protein tyrosine phosphatase activity.